This is a messenger RNA of Cucurbitaria berberidis CBS 394.84, 1221 nucleotides long. RefSeq lists its product as uncharacterized. The transcript has a single exon. Lineage: Eukaryota; Fungi; Ascomycota; Dothideomycetes; Pleosporales; Cucurbitariaceae. The coding region runs from base 66 to 1055 and encodes 329 amino acids. The record is from RefSeq and is a predicted model, not a curated record.
CAUACCAUUCAUUCUCUACUUCCAACUUUUACUUUCGUUUAUUACACUCAUUCACAAGACACAGGAUGUCUCCUUCCAUUCUUUUCACCGCGACCCUGCUCGCCCAUCUUGCUAGCGCAUACACCCAAGUCAACGUAAACUCGCCGUUUAUGAAUAAGAACGUCGACCCGAUCGUCUUCCCCGGCCAAUACGACAAGUCCCAUCUCCACUCGUUCUACGGCUCCGAUGCCGUCACCGCCAGCACGAAGACCAGCGCCGAACUCCAGAAGGGCUGCACAAACGCUGAGAACCCCAACGAUCUAUCCGUAUACUGGGUGCCCACGGUGCUGUAUACACCCGACGGCGGCAAAACCCAUAAUCCCGUGCCAGUCAUGCGGUUCAGCGCAUACUACAACCUCGGCGAGACUGAGGCCGAAGUCCCCAUCCCACAGAACCUGCAAAUGGUUGCCGGUGUAGCGACGGCGACAACGCAAGGCGCUAUGGACGCGAAUGCGAAAGCAACCUUCUCUUGCGAAGGCGGCGGCGGCGGUGCGCUUGAUGCCAAUGGCUUCCCCAGCUCAACAUGCGCCAUCCAUCUGCAGCAACUGCUCUAUUUCCCACAGUGCGUCAACACGGAGACACUUAAGACGGCAUACAAGGCUCGUGCAAAUGGUACUCCUAAUGGCUGCCCCGCGGGCAUGAAGUCCAUGCCUCAGCUCCGCUUCUCCAUUCGUUAUGAUCUGCGCAAAGUCUUGCCCAACGGUUGGUCUGGAACGGCGCCGUUGAAGCUGGCUUGCGGUGCUGCGUGGUGCUCUCACGGCGACUUUAUCAACGGAUGGACUGUUGAAGCUGCGAAGAACAUGCUGGCUACCACGAAAGAGAAGCAGCAUUUCUCGCCUGUCAACGGCGCUCUAGGCCAGUUCAAGGCUGGGCCUAAGUGCAAGUCUGCUGAUGCUGACCCGAGCCAUGGUACGAGCGAUUAUGCAAAGAGCGUUGUGGCGAUGAGCAAGCGGUCUGUCAGUGCCUGGGGCUGGGAGACGCGCAGUAGGCUCGCGAGAUUGGUGCAUGGAGCGUAGGCCGUGAAGUUCACUAGGUGCUUACGGCGUGGAGUAUGUUCCCUGUAUAUAUUCAACCCCAUGGUUGUUCCUCGGAAUAGAUAACCUACCCAUCACUGGGCCUAUCCAGUUCAGCACUAUUUUCCAAGUCAACUUAGGAAAUUCAAAAUAUCAUUGGUAUACCAAU